CGACUCCUCGUUUACGACGCGUGGAGACAGGUGGCCCAGAGAUCCAUGACAAACCGUCUCUGUCAUUUGUAGGUUGGUUGAACGAGUAUGAAUGUUUAUUUAAACGUGUGACUAACGGUAGAAGAACAGUUGAUUAACGUGAAAGCAAACGAAAGCGCGUCCAUUUCGCGGAGGUUCAAUAAGAAUAAUGACGUACCUUAAGUCAUGGGAAGAAUUCGAGAAGGUAGCUGAGAGGUUAUAUCUCCAAGAUCCACUGAAGGCUCGGUACACAAUGAAAUACUGCCAUAACAAAGGUACUUUAUCCCUCAAGCUCACAGACAAUCGUACGUGUUUGCAGUACAAAACAGAGAUCGCGCAAGAUCUGAAAAAGAUGGAAAAAUUCAUAGGCAACCUGAUGCGACACAUGGCGUCCAAGGACAACUAAUAUUUAUUACUAUAGGAAUAUAUUGUUUAAAUAAUAACGAUGAAAAAGGAUGAAACGAAAAAGAAAAACAAGGUAUUCACAAGGAUUCUAAAGUCCGUUUCUUUUACGAUACAUAUAUGUAUAUAGUAUAUUCAUAUAGAUUUUUUUAAUUUCUGUCUUUCAUUCCAUUGGGAUAAAAAAAAAAAAAAAAAAAAAAACAGUUGCUCUUUCGUUCUUUAAUAUACAAUAUGUGCAUUGAAAUUAUUCUUCAUUUGAACUUAAAGCUCGGUGCUUAUUUCGGCCUGCUUCUGUGUCGGCGAGUCAGAGUUCUGUAACAACAGAUAAAUGUUCAAUUAUUACUUGUUCUUCAUUCCGGCGAUGGAUGGAUUAAUCAUCUUUCAUAAUUGCAAUAGAUACUUACAAAUCCACAUGCAAGAAAUAGAUUAUGUGUAUUUGGAAAAUGAAAAGAAAUCACCCGCCAUGACUCAAUUCACUCGUAACCUGUGCCACUCUUGUUUAAUACCGAAGAAAACUAUGUGAAAAUAAAGUGGCAGAGGACGAUUUGCAAAGGGAAAUAAAUUUUUUGAAAACAAAAAA
Molecule: messenger RNA, 1000 nt
Organism: Neodiprion fabricii
Lineage: Eukaryota; Metazoa; Arthropoda; Insecta; Hymenoptera; Diprionidae
Gene: Srp9
Product: signal recognition particle 9 kDa protein
Exons: 3
Coding region: 188-424 (78 amino acids)
Biological process (GO): negative regulation of translational elongation; SRP-dependent cotranslational protein targeting to membrane
Cellular component (GO): signal recognition particle, endoplasmic reticulum targeting
Molecular function (GO): 7S RNA binding
Source: RefSeq, a predicted model, not a curated record